UUUUGUGCAUUAGAAUGCAAAACUUAAAAAGAGAAACAAAAAUACCAACAGCAAAACAUGCAUGUGUGCAUAGAGAGAACGUUCCAUGCAUUCAAAUGCAAUUUGCAUCUCUUUUUUGUUGAUUUCAAUUAGCACCCGCCGAUUAACACAGGAUUCCAAAACUAGCCGUUGAUUCUUGUAAAAGAGACCUAAUUUUAACUGUUGGUUACGUAAUAUAAAUAUCCAUUUUAGAGAAGCUUUCAAGGCACAUGCAUGUUUACCAUCUUUUCUUCUCUUAUUCUAGUGUUCCAUUAAGAUUGCUCAUUCGGGUGCUCAAGUGACAAACCACAUUUGAUCCUGGAGGAUUUACAGAGUCACAUGCAGGCUUCGGGUAAAGGCUGAUAAAACCUUUAAGGACAGUGAUCCCAUGUUUUGCUGUUAAGUCAGUGGUUUAAGUAAAAUGGAAUUAUACACCGGUGAGAGGCCAAGUGUGUUCAGACUUUUAGGGAAGUAUAUGAGAAAAGGGUUAUAUGGCAUCCUAACCCAGGGUCCCAUCCCUACUCAUCUUGCCUUCAUAUUGGAUGGAAACAGGAGGUUUGCUAAGAAGCAUAAACUGCCAGAAGGAGGUGGUCAUAAGGCUGGAUUUUUAGCUCUUCUGAACGUGCUAACUUAUUGCUAUGAGUUAGGAGUGAAAUAUGCGACUAUCUAUGCCUUUAGCAUCGAUAAUUUUCGAAGGAAACCUCAUGAGGUUCAGUACGUAAUGAAUCUAAUGCUGGAGAAGAUUGAAGGGAUGAUCAUGGAAGAAAGUAUCAUCAAUGCAUAUGACAUUUGCGUGCGUUUUGUUGGUAAUCUGAAGCUUUUAGAUGAGCCACUCAAGACCGCAGCAGAUAAGAUUAUGAGGGCUACUGCCAAAAAUUCCAAAUUUGUGCUUCUCCUUGCUGUAUGCUACACUUCAACUGAUGAGAUCGUGCAUGCUGUUGAAGAAUCCUCUAAGGAUAAAUUGAAAUCCAAUGAAAUUUGCAACGAUGGAAACGGAGAUUGUGUGAUUAAAAUUGAGGAGAUGGAGUCAUAUUCUGAAAUAAAACUUGUAGAACUUGAGAGAAACACUUACAUCAAUCCUUAUCCUGAUGUCUUGAUUCGAACUUCUGGGGAGACCCGUCUGAGCAACUACCUACUUUGGCAGACUACUAAUUGCAUACUGUAUUCUCCUCAUGCACUGUGGCCAGAGAUUGGUCUCCGACACGUGGUGUGGUCAGUAAUUAACUUCCAGCGUCAUUAUUCUUACUUAGAGAAGCAUAAGGAAUACUUAAAAUAAUUUGUUUCUGUUCCUAGCUCAUCCUGCUUUAUUCGCGAUAGUUAAGCUUAAGCAUAUCCUUGUAGAAUAAACUCGGAAACUCAAGCAUGGGAUUAAUCCUUGUAUUGUAGCAAAUUCCGACAUGUUAAAUUUUUGUUAUGCUUUUGUUUUGUUUCAAUUCAGAGCUGUAAACUCUGCUAGCAGCAUGGAGUCACCAGGUGAAGUGUGUUUGUGCUUUCCAAUCUUUUAAGUGUUUUGAGAUGUGUUUCUUUGUGUACUGAUGUUGCUACUGCUGGGCUCUUCACCAAGAUUUGGGUCUUGUUUUCAUUUUAGCUUUUUUGUUUUUUUUAAUGUCGUUCUGUUUAUUUGUUCACCCUGGCUAUCCUUUGCUUGAUUUCGUCAACCCUUGGCUAGAUUAUUUUGGCUGUUA
Messenger RNA from Hevea brasiliensis (rubber tree), 1703 nucleotides. Its product is annotated as rubber cis-polyprenyltransferase HRT2-like. Gene Ontology annotation, biological process: polyprenol biosynthetic process. The transcript has 2 exons. Gene Ontology annotation, cellular component: endoplasmic reticulum. NCBI's taxonomy places the organism in Eukaryota, Viridiplantae, Streptophyta, Magnoliopsida, Malpighiales, Euphorbiaceae. The record is from RefSeq and is a predicted model, not a curated record. The coding region runs from base 440 to 1294 and encodes 284 amino acids.